Gossypium raimondii (Peruvian cotton) is the source of this 2354-nucleotide messenger RNA. Its product is annotated as L-type lectin-domain containing receptor kinase VIII.1. Gene Ontology annotation, biological process: protein phosphorylation. Gene Ontology annotation, cellular component: plasma membrane. The transcript has a single exon. The record is from RefSeq and is a predicted model, not a curated record. Gene Ontology annotation, molecular function: protein kinase activity; carbohydrate binding; ATP binding. Lineage: Eukaryota; Viridiplantae; Streptophyta; Magnoliopsida; Malvales; Malvaceae. Bases 132 to 2234 code for a protein of 700 amino acids.
UUGCUCUGCUUUUUUAGCAAAAAAAAAAACUCUCCUUCUUCAAUUCCUCUCAAAUCCCUUCCCCACCCAAACAAGCUUUAUUUUUGUUGUUGUAAAUGGGGUUUCUUUAAAUAACCAGAAACUGAAGAAUAAUGUUGCCAGUUUCUUACAACCUUGCUUCAAUAAUUUUCUCUGUUCGGUUCCUCUGUUUUGUCUUAAGCUUCAACAGUAUCUUUUCAACCACAGAGUUUGAUUUUGGAACCUUGUCUCUCACCAGUUUGAAACUGUUAGGGGACGCUCACUUAAGCAACGGGAGCGUCAGGCUCACUCGCGACGUUGAAGUACCGGACUCCGGUGCCGGUAGAGUUUUAUAUUCAAAACCGGUGAGAUUCAGACAACCAGGAACUCAUAAACUUUGUAGUUUCUCCACUUUCUUCUCAUUUUCCAUCAGUAACCUUAACCCAUCUUCCAUCGGCGGUGGUUUAGCCUUUGUCAUUUCACCGGACAGUGAUUUCGUCGGCGCCGGUGGGGGUUCAUUGGGACUUCUUGAUGAUAAAGGUCAAGCAUUGGGUUUCGUGGCGGUGGAAUUCGAUACUCUCAUGGACGUUGAAUACAAAGACAUUAAUGGUAACCAUGUUGGGUUGGAUCUGAACAGUGUAGUUUCAUCACAAGCUGCCGAUUUGGGUGGUUUAGAUAUCGAUCUAAAGAGUGGAAAUGUUAUUAAUUCAUGGAUCGAAUACGAUUCUUCAUUUGGGGUUUUGAAUAUUUCGAUUUCGUACUCAAAUUUGAAGCCUAAAAACCCCAUUUUAUCAGUGAGUUUAAGCCUUGAUCAGUAUGUUAAUGAUUUCAUGUACGUAGGAUUUUCAGGCUCAACACAAGGAAGCACUGAGGUUCAUAGCAUCGAAUGGUGGAGUUUCAGUUCAAGGUCAGGGUCAGGAUCAGGGCCAACAUCUCCGCCGCCGUCAACUGCGACUACUUUAACAAACCCAACCGCGGAUUCCGUUAAAUCACCGCCGCCUCUUCCGCCGUCGUCUUCUUCUCCUUCUCCUCCUUCUUCUUCAUGCCAUAACCAGCUUUGCAGAGAAGGUCCAGGAGCUGUAGCAGGGGUGGUAACCGCCGGAGCUUUCUUUUUAGCUCUAUUUGCCGGUGCUUUAAUCUGGGUUUACUCUAAAAAGUUCAAACAUGAGAACAAAUUAGGCCAAUCUUUUGCAUCGGAGAUAAUCAAAUCGCCAAAGGAAUUCACUUACAAAGAGCUUAAAGCCGCCACGAGAUGCUUCGAUGCCAAUAGAAUCAUCGGCCAUGGUGCUUUUGGGACUGUUUAUAAAGGUAUUUUGCCGGAAAAUGGUGACAUUGUAGCCGUCAAAAGAUGUAGUCAUAACAGUCAAGGGAAGAACGAGUUUUUAGCUGAGUUAUUAAUAAUCGGAACUCUAAGGCAUCGAAAUCUUGUAAGAUUACAAGGAUGGUGCCAUGAAAAAGGAGAGAUUUUAUUAGUUUAUGAUUUAAUGCCUAAAGGGAGUCUUGAUAAAGCUUUAUUUGAAGCCAAAACGCCAUUGCCAUGGCCUGAAAGGCAAAAAAUUUUGUUAGGGGUGGCCUCAGCAUUAGCCUAUUUACAUCAAGAAUGUGAUCGGCAAGUUAUUCAUAGAGAUGUUAAAACCAGCAACAUAAUGUUGGAUGAAGCUUACAAUGCCAAGCUCGGAGAUUUCGGUUUAGCUCGGCAAGUUGAACACGAUAAGUCCCCGGAUGCAACGGUAGCCGCCGGCACGAUGGGGUAUUUAGCUCCCGAAUACCUUCUAACAGGACGAGCGACGGAUAAAACCGACGUGUUCAGCUACGGAGCAGUUGUCUUAGAGGUUGCUAGCGGCAGAAGACCGAUCGAGACAGGGAAAGCUCCGGCUCGUGUGAGUGGCAAUUUGGUGGAAUGGGUUUGGGGUUUACAUAAAGAAGGUAAAUUGUUAACCGCUGCCGAUGCUAAACUCGAAGGUCGUUUCGAGGAAUCCGCGAUGAGACGAGUACUUUUGGUCGGGUUAGCUUGUUCACACCCUGAUCCAUUGGCUAGACCCACUAUGAGAAGUGUGGUCCAAAUGUUGGUGGGUGAAGCUGAGGUCCCAAUGGUUCCAAGAACCAAACCAUCAACAAGUUUUAGCACUUCCCAUCUAUUGUUAACAUUACAAGACAGUGUAUCUGAUUACAAUGGCAUUGUCACCAUCUCUAGUUCUUCAUCAGAGAAUAGCUACAUUGGUCUUGAUCUUGUGUAAUAUAAGGAAAAAAAUAUCAAACUCAUGUAUAUUGCUUAUUUGAUUAUUUAUGUAUGACAAAAUAACAUGUAAUUUAAGCAUACAAAAAAGUUUUUAUACGAAGAGUCAGAUUAUAUAUUA